AUGCUGCAGCAGCUCCUGAUCACCCUGCCCACCGAGGCCAGCACAUGGGUGAAGUUGCACCAUCCAGAGAAGGCCAAGGAGGGGGCGCCCCUGUGGGAGGAUGUGACCAAGAUGUUUGAAGGAGGAGCUCUGCUAUCUCAGGAUGCUGAUGAGACCCAGGGAGAAAGUUUAAAGGAUGAAUUAACCCCCGGGACCCCAACAACAGACUCCCAGGAACUGUUGACCUUCAAGGACAUAUCUGUGGACUUCACCCAGGAGGAGUGGGGGCAGCUGGCGCCUGCUCACCGGAAUCUGUACCGGGAGGUGAUGCUGGAGAACUAUGGGAAUCUGGUCUCAGUGGGCUGUCAGCUUUCCAAACCUAGUGUGAUUUCCCAGUUGGAGAAAGGAGAAGAGCCAUGGAUGACAGAGAAAGAAGGCCCAGGAGAUCCCAGUUCAGACUUGAAGAGUAAAACAGAAACCAGUGCGUCAAAUGCAAAAUAUAACAUUUUACAAGAACAGUUAUAUCACGGUAUGAUGAUGGAAAGGUUCAUGAGGGAUGAUGUCAUUUAUUCCACAUUGAAGAAAGUCUCAAAAUAUGAUGAUGAGUUAGAAAGGCACCAGGAUCACCAUGGAAGAAAUGUGAGACAAACCACUAUGACCCAUAAGAAGAGAAGCCAAGAAACUUACAAAUUUGGCAAAAAUAUUGUGAGUUCAAAUGUUGUUAUAGAACAGAGGCUCCGUAAAUGUGACACGCCUAGAAAGCGAAACAAAUGCAAAUCAGAUUUGAUUAAUCAUCCAACAAGUUACAUAAGAGUAAAAACCUAUGAGUGUAAUAUAUGUGAGAAGGUCUUCAAACAACCCAUUCACCUUACUGAACACAUGAGAAUUCAUACUGGUGAGAAACCUUUCAGAUGUAAGGAAUGUGGAAGAGCCUUCAGUCAAAGUGCAUCCCUUACCACACACCAGAGAAUCCAUACUGGUGAGAAGCCCUUUGAAUGUGAAGAAUGUGGCAAAGCCUUCAGACAUCGCUCAUCUCUUAAUCAGCAUCAUAGAACCCACACUGGGGAGAAACCCUACAUAUGUGAUAAAUGUCAGAAAGCUUUCAGCCAGAACAUUAGCUUGAUCCAGCAUUUGAGAACUCAUUCUGGAGAGAAACCCUUUACGUGCAAUGAAUGUGGGAAAACCUUUAGACAGAUUAGACACCUUAGUGAACAUAUAAGAAUUCAUACUGGGGAGAAGCCCUAUGCAUGCACUGCAUGUUGUAAAACCUUUAGUCAUAGAGCUUAUCUAACGCAUCACCAGAGAAUCCAUACUGGGGAGAGACCCUACAAAUGUAAAGAAUGUGGGAAAGCCUUUAGGCAGAGGAUACACCUUAGCAACCAUAAAACUGUUCAUACAGGAAAAAUUCAUAACAGAGAGAGACCCUUUGUGUGCAGUGAUUGUGGAAAAGCGUUUACACAUAAAGCACAGCUCGUGGUCCAUCAGAGACUCCACACUGGAGAGAAGCCUUAUGAAUGCAGUCAGUGUGGAAAAUCAUUCACUUGGAAUUCUUCCUUUAAUCAACACAUGAAAUCGCAUACACUUGAGAACUCAUUUGAAUGUAAGGAAUGUGGGAAAACGUUCAGGUAUAGUUCAUCCCUUUAUAAACACUCUAAAUUUCAUACAGGAGAGAAACCAUAUCAAUGCAUUGUAUGUGGCAAAGCCUUUGGCAACAGUUCUGUGCUUGUUACCCAUCAAAGAAUUCAUACAGGAGAGAAACCUUAUGGAUGUAUUAAAUGUGGCAAAGCCUUCAUCAAGAAGUCUCAUCUCCUUAGACAUCAAAUAACUCAUACAGGAGAAAGGCCCUAUGAAUGUAGCAAAUGUGGGAAAUCAUUUUCCCAGAAGUCAAAUCUUAUUGUACAUCAGAAAAUUCAUAUCAUUUUCUGCUCCCCGGGGCCCUGGCCAGGGCCCUAG
Messenger RNA from Rangifer tarandus platyrhynchus (Svalbard reindeer), 1932 nucleotides. The record is from the annotation of a GenBank genome assembly. NCBI's taxonomy places the organism in Eukaryota, Metazoa, Chordata, Mammalia, Artiodactyla, Cervidae.